UUGCAGGCAACCGUUUGGUAUCAUCUUCAGCGCGCUGAAUCGAAAGAUUUCGAAAAUGAUGAGGAGGAAGAUUCAGCAGCAGAUUGUAGAGAAGCGAACAACAAAUCUACGAUUAAAUAUUCAUCGUUGAAAAUACUGUACAAUAAGCUCUUUGGCACAAUGCCAGCGGAUGAAUUUUGCGAACUGGAAAUAUUUGCACUUGCGUUAUCGGUGUUUUCACGACUAGCCGACAGUGAUCUGCCAAAUCUACCAGGUCUGUAUCAGGGUCCCCGAAAUAACCUUUGCAAUUAUCUUCACGAAAGUAAGGGUCAUCGGGACCGCAUUAAUGUCGUUGCCGUACCGCAACUGUGGAGAAUUCUUGCGCUUUACUAA
This is a messenger RNA of Gongylonema pulchrum, 372 nucleotides long. Lineage: Eukaryota; Metazoa; Nematoda; Chromadorea; Rhabditida; Gongylonematidae. The record is from the annotation of a GenBank genome assembly.